CCCAAAUUGCAAACUGUGACCUGACAGGGAUUCAGCUUUUCAGAAUUUCAGCUGAUUCUCGGCAAAAGACUUUCACUAUGCUGGCCGUAGAUUCCGCAACUCCCGCCAACUCGCUUCCACUGAAGCAGGGAUGGGUGCUCAAGAAAGGCGGGUCGGGGUUCCUAGCCCAUUGGCGACUAAAAUACCUGGUGCUCGUCGGCUCUCCGGACUCGUACGGAUCGCCAAUGAAGCUGCUGGUGUACGACCAGGUCGACCAGUCUCGCCCGCCGAAACAUGAGAUUGCUUUGAGGGAUGCUUCGGUUGAUGAGUUGGCGGGACCCAAGGUUGCGAGUGUGAAGAAGGGAGCGGCGCCGUUUCUUAUUGUGGACAAGAAGCGGAAGUUCUACUUUGCUGCACAAACCCGCGGUGACCGCGACGACUGGUUCGCCAUCCUCAAACCCGCCCCACUGAAGCCUCGCCACCCCUCAGCAGCCGGACAGCGCCGGGCAACAAUCAGCGGCCGCAAUCAUUCGUCACGCCCCGGUCUCUCCCCAACUCUGCGGAGAUCCAAUUCGUCACUCCGAUAUCGCUCGUUCAGUUGUCAGCGCGACGACGAUGCCAUGUCGACGUGCAGCUUUGAGACCUCGGCGAGUGGAAUGGAUCCAAUGGAUAAUAGCGAUGCGGUUUCCGUGUAUUCAAUUGCGAGCUCGAGGGGAAAUAGCUCGACGCUGGAUGAUGGGCGGUCCUCUGUCGCGAGUUCGAGAUUCGAGACUUUGUCCUUCUGCUCCGAGCCGGUCUUGACACCGCAAGAGCUAACGUUGAUGGGCAACAGUAGUGCCGUUUCAUCGAGCUACAGACAUGAAGAAGGCUUCACUUUCCGGGAUGCAUUCCGUCGUAGAAGAGCUCCGAUAAGUCAGCCGGAGGCGUAUCUGGAGACCCAGCAACCCGCAUGCGGAGAAGCGUGGAAUGAGCGAUAUCAGGCUGUGCUUUCAACCCGCUGCGAGACCGAGGAGGCUGCUCUUCAGCAAGACAUCCAACUGCAAGAAGUCAUCGGCCAAUUCCAAGAAACCGCCCAGCAGAUCGCAAAACGGAUGAUCGAUGACUACCACCUCCAACUAUCUUCUGGCAAAAACGGAUCGGUCACUCGACCUGUGACCCCGCACAACAGCGGCAUGGAGAGCAUGUCAUCGCUGGAUGCUUUUACGCAGUGUUUGAACAUUGGGAAGCAUGGAGAAGUUGUGCAGGAUGGGAUUAUCUUGAGGUUUGCUAGUAACUACGAUGAAGCGACCCCGGAACAAGUCCAACUCAUCCACCGCCAAACCUCCAGCGAGCUCGUAGCAAUCGACGCCCUCACCCGAGCCUCUUUCGCAUCCCACUCCACACCCCAUCUGCACACCGUACUGAUGGUCUUGAUCGACUACAAAGGCUUCCGCGUCGUUGCCUACGCCGACAUGGGCGAUCGCGAGACAGAGCGGGCCAUGUCGGUGCAUGAUCUGUCGCGAGACCCGCCGAGGACGGAUGAGAGGGCGUUGGAGAGGUUGAUGAGUGUCGGGCAGGCUUUGAAUUUGAAGAGCCAUGUGGUGCGAGUUGGGGAUGAGAGAAGGAUUGCAUGCGCGUUGGCUAAGGAUGUUGAGGUGCAUUUCAACCCCGCCUCCAAAAUCUACUACGCCUCCAACCUGCACAAAAUCUUACCCGCCGACCAUCACCCCGCGCAAGACAACAACAGCAUCGCCAACCACCCCCUCUUCUCGCGCGUCCUCCGGCCGGAAUUCUUCUCCAUCUACGAGCAUCCGCUCACGCCCGACGCCUUCACCAUGUCCUCCGGCGCCACGCGGCGCGAGCGGGAAACCAAUGAUGGCGAGGUCGCCAGGGCGGUGAAACAUCUGCGGGAGGUGGUAGUGCCGGCGUUUGUGGCCAGGCUGGACGCGUUGGAUGUCAGAGUGGUGGAUUCGAGGGGGUUGGUGGGGGAGAUGCACAGUGCGGGGAUCAAUGUGCGGUAUCUGGGCCAUAUCGCCCGACAAUCAACCCUCCCCUACAUCCGCUCCUUCGCGCAAGCGGAAAUGUGCGCCCGCGCUUUCAAAUCACUUUUCCAGGCCCGCAUGCGCGCCGCCAUCGUGCACUUCAAAUCCGUCGGCGCGACCAGCAUCGACGAGGAGAUGAAAGCGUACGCUGUAGGCAUGUUUGGCACGCUACUCGGCGCGGAGGAGAAGGGCCGCAAGUUCUUCCAGGAACGACUGAAGGAGGAGAUUUUGCGGAAGUUUGAUUAUUUACUGGAGUGGAGUGCGUUUGUGCAGUUGCAUAAACCGGCGCUGUUUUUGGCGAUGCAGCAUCAUUGUGGAGUCGUCUUCGAAGACACAACCGACUACGACUUCACCUCCCCGACUCCCAUCCCUCGCACCUCCUUCUCCCACUUCGCAGCCCGCAUCAAACAACCCGCCGGCCUCGCGCGUCUCCGCCAGCCCAGCACACCCGACAGGACAACCGGGCCUUCAGAAGAUGACCGACUAGCAUACCACCUCGCGCGGCACUUCAAAUCCCUCGGUCCGCGCUCCAAACUCGCCCGUCUUGAAGGGUCCGCGGCCGCAUUAUCCCAGAUCGCCGCCCAUUACAACGCGACAAAACGGUACGAGGAGGCCAGACUGUACGCUCAGGCAUCCCUAUCGGCCGCGGCGCGGAACUCGUGUCUCGCCGGACUGGCGAUGGGGAUUCUUAUCGAGGCGAUCGCUGCUGGCGGCAGCGGGUCGGCUUUUGCACCGACGGCAGGGAAACUGGCGAAGGAGGAUGAAGACCGGGUGAUGGAACUGUACCGGCAGGCGGUGGAGGUUGCGUUGUGGCAUUGUGGGGAUAACCAUCCAGCGGUGAUGGGGCUGCAUGAUAAGGUCGCGGGUGUGUUUGAGCGCCUGGGGAAGUUGGAUCGGGCGGUGGAGUUUUAUGGGAGUAGUUUGAGGGUUGCGGAGAAGACGUUGGGGAAGAACCAUCUUGUUACGGCUGGGUAUCUCGUUAAGAUGGGCACCCUCUCCCAACAACUCCAAAACCCCACCGACGCCUGCCAACACUUCACCGACGCCCUGCACCUCUACCAAGGCCUUUCCGCCCCGCUGCCCCUCGUCGCACACCUCCACCACCACUUUGCCCUUCCCCUCGCAGACCGCGGCGACCUCGACGCCGCCAUCACGCACGCCCAACGCGCCCGCCGCAUGUUUGAAAAAACCUUCGGCCAAGCCGACCCGCGCACCGUCGAAACCUACCGCCUGGUCGCGAAGUUGGUCUUGACCCCUUACGCGCGCUACGAGGGCGUGCUGACACCCGUCAUCCGCGCGGCUUAUAAAGAGGCCGUUGGGUGCUAUGAGAAGAUCUUCCGGUUUGUCAAAUCCGCCACUUCCUCUUCCUCAUCAUCACGAUCAAGCACGGCGGGUGGUUCAUCAGCCUCGUCCUCAACAUCCUCCCUAACCUCCACCACACCGCGCCGCCCACCCACCCUCGCCCCCCUCAUCCCCCCGGCACCAGCCGCCACCCACCCACCCCCACCCCCCCUCCUCGGCACCACCUCCUUCCCAACCCCCAUCUCCGGGCCCCUAAUCACGCCCACCGCCCUCCACUCGCUCCCCACGCACCCCCGCAGUCUCCUGCACACGCUAACCCGCCAAAUCAUCUCCCUAAAACUACGCCUAAUUGAAUCCCCGCAACACCGCGAGAUCGUGCGGAUGCUUCGCGCCAACAACAAGGAUCGGGUGUUGAGCGCGCAUGAAGCUAGGGGCGUGGUGUUGAGACUUGCGGCGAUUAGCCCGAGUGUCUAUUUGGAUGGCGUGCUAGGGCGGAUUGAGGAGGGGGAUCGGAGUGCGGUGGAGGAGUUGGGGUGUGUGUUGGGGUUGACCGAGGGGGAGGUUGUGGGGGUUGAUGCGUAGAUUGCGGGAUGGAGGGAUUGAUUAUAGAUGACGGGCAUUUUUUCUUCUGCCUUUUAUUACGUUCUUGAUCUUAUCCCGUGUGGGUAUCUCUUCCAUGAUGUUUCGUUUCAGUCUUCAUCUCACGCCCGGCUCGGUUUUUUCCCGGCUUCACUAUUUUAAUGGCC
Messenger RNA from Fimicolochytrium jonesii, 4048 nucleotides. Its product is annotated as translation initiation factor eIF3 subunit 135-domain-containing protein. The transcript has 12 exons. Gene Ontology annotation, cellular component: cytoplasm. The record is from RefSeq and is a predicted model, not a curated record. Gene Ontology annotation, biological process: intracellular distribution of mitochondria. Gene Ontology annotation, molecular function: mRNA binding; protein binding. Lineage: Eukaryota; Fungi; Chytridiomycota; Chytridiomycetes; Spizellomycetales; Powellomycetaceae. Bases 78 to 3884 code for a protein of 1268 amino acids.